Podarcis muralis (Common wall lizard) is the source of this 2998-nucleotide messenger RNA. RefSeq names its product ATR interacting protein (gene ATRIP). The record is from RefSeq and is a predicted model, not a curated record. Gene Ontology annotation, biological process: DNA repair; DNA damage checkpoint signaling. NCBI's taxonomy places the organism in Eukaryota, Metazoa, Chordata, Lepidosauria, Squamata, Lacertidae.
CAGGGGAGGAGCCCUGUGUUCGCAAGCGGGAGAGACGGGCCCGCCGAGGCGCUUCCCGGGUGGGCGGGGGCGACUUUCUUUUCUGUGCGCCUCGCUGGGGCGCGCGGCCACUUUAUACCCCGGCAGGUCGCCUUGGGCAAAUCCGGUGAGUUUGCAUUCCCGGCUGCAGGUGAAGGCAUCGCCGGAUCAAGGGGCUGCUCCACGGCUCUUCUGCGGCGGAAGAGGCACGGGGAUGAUGGCCAUGCUGUUUCUGAAUACUAUCAGACUAAUUUCUAACGCAGAAUGUCGGUGAACCAUUUAUUUGGGAAUAAGAAGAGAAACAGCUCCAUAUUGUAUGGUGUGGAUCAGGCAAAAGUUACCACUUCACCAUUAUCUCUCCAGAGAGCUACAAGCCGAAGGAAUAUUGGAAACUGUGAAGAUGGCUUUCCGCCAAGCAAGCGUUACAAAAGUCAUGCUGGAACUGAGCAUAAAGAACUGGAGGAUCCGUUUGGGGACAAUGAUGACUUUACAGCAGAUGAUUUGGAGGAGAUAGAUAUUAUUGCUUCCCAGGCAUUGACACAAAACGCUUCUUUAAAUGUGAACACAGUGAAACCUAAGCAGAAUGUGGAGCUGUCUUCCCAUCCAAAUAGCACCAUCAAAACAUCUGAUCAUAUUACGCAAUGGAAUAUUGCCCCCAAAUCUACAGGGCAGUUUGGAAGUAGCACAGAAGAAACCUCAUCAAAAGACCAAUUUAGACUUGAGGCACUUCAAGCACAAUAUGAGGAAGCUGAGAAAAAGUUGAAGGAAAUGAAGGAUGAAAUCCUAAUUAAAAAUGGAGAAAUCAAAAUUUUACGGGAUUCAAUGCAGCAGAUGGAAUUCACUGCGGAGGAACAGCGAAAAUCAUACGCACUACUGGAAAUGGAGAAAGCUCAAACUAUAUGUGAAAAAGAAAAGGAGUUUUCCAAAAAGUUGGAGUCUCUGAAGUCUGAGCUGCAGUUCAGAGAUGCAGAAAUGAAUGAGCUGAGAAUGAAGCUUUCAAACUGCGAAAGAUUUAAACCUGUUACUUCUUCAAUGCCAUAUACCAGUCCAAAGAAGAGCCCUCGUAAUAUUUCAAAAGCUGAAGAAUGUACUCAGGAGAAAAAAAGUUUCCCCACUAAAGACUCUUUUCGAUCUGAGGUUUCGCCUAAACCAUCGUGCUCCAGAACACAAUUGUGUGUCCAAGCGUUGCCAUUUAUUAAGGACAGUAAGAUGCCUAACCAAGAAAAUGAGCUUGUGAAGGAAGAAACACGUUUGAAUAUCUUUGCUCAAAGAAAAGGUUCCAUCUUGAUCAAUGCAUUGCUGAAACAGCCUGUCGUUCCUGAAUCAUCACUAGGCCUCUGCUAUCUUCUUAGCUGUAACGUUGAUGCUCAGUCUGGACCUUCUGUGCAGUCGAGUUCUUUCGAAACAGGAUCUACAGGAAGCAUCAGCAACAGGAGUGCAAGCUCUGAGGAAGAAGAAACAUCACUGAGAAUCGCUCAAAAGCUUGCCUUAACGGGAUUGAAUUUGAUUGCUGUGGAUGAAGGCUCGUUGGCAGAAAACUCCGAAGAAACUGAGCGAAGAAUAUCCCACCUUAAGCGCUAUAAAAUUCCUGGAGCAAUACAUCUUCUUCCUCUCCUUGAACAUCAUAUUGGUGCAUACCACCAAGCCCUCCUCCUAAUGAUGAAGACGGGAAGCUCUUCUGGGAACCAGUCCGCUUGCUCUUCCAGGACCUCCUCAAGUGCGGCGUCAAGUGUAGACGAUAAUUUGUCUACUCUGGAAGAGUUUGCACUCGUGUCCCUGGGCAUUCUUUAUUAUUUGGUAUCCUAUAGCUGGGAUGUUCUUCAUACACUGCUCUCCCUUACCAUGAAACCAGAUUGUGGUUUGGGAGCUCCAGAAAUUCCGGAGAAGGAUGAAGCUGUUUGCAGUAAGCAGUGCAGAGUCGUUCUUCAGGAGCCCAGCCCAGACCUAAAUACUGCUAAUGUGGACCAGUCCCAACAUCCUCUAUUUAAAAAGGUGCUGCAGCUCUUGGCUUCGUGUGCUACAGCAGCAGGGUACCAAAGACAUGGAAUCAUGAAUCAGUGUCUCAGAGUUCUGGUGAAAUUAGCUGAAAAGUCAACGGUUGAUUUACUUACAAGCUUUCAGCAUUUGUUGAACAGACAAACACAGACUCUCUUCCGCUGCCUGUCUUCUGACUCUCCCUUGUUUGCUGUCCAUCUGACUGUUCAGUUGUUAACUUUAUUUGCUCAGCACUUGGAGCUGGCUGCUCAGUUUUGUUCUUGCUCAGAAACCUGUCUCCUCUUGGCACUGUACACGUAUAUUACAUCACGACCAGAUAAGUCAGUGUUCGAGAUGCGUUGGCUGCAGUUGGAACAAGAGACUGUUCGCUUGCUGACCAAGUGUGCGCAGUGCUGCAGCAACUCUGUUUCACUGGUUGGAACAGACUGCCAGUGCAACUCUGAGGUAGUGAAGGCUCUUAUUAUAAUGAUGCAUAGACAAUGGCUGACGGUCAGAAGGGUGGAAGGAAACUUGUUUGAUGUGCGUGGAAAGCAAGUUGUUCGGUUUUUACGGGACACUGCUUUGCUCUUACACAGUUUGUCUCAAAGGGAUAAACUCUUCCAUGAACAUUGCCUGGAAGUGCUUCAUCAGUAUGAUCACGUCAUGCCUGGUGUCAGAGCCAUCCUCAGAAAAGUUCCAGAUCUGAAAGCCUGUGAAGAACUUGCAUUGGAUGAACUGUACCCAUUGGAACCAGAAGCUGAGGAUCAAGAAAUUGACUGCAGCUAAUCUUUGUUCAAGAAUAUAUUGGUUUACUUUCUAGAAAAGGCAAAUUUUGAUAUACGAAACUUGUCCCAAGUGUCCAGUAACCAGGAACUAUUCCAAUGGAAGCAGUAUGUUUUUUGUUUUUUUAAAAACUGUUUUACUCAAUGAAUUUGCAGCCUAAUAUAUUGUAAUAUAACACUGGUGGCUGAAGGAUGUGAUAUUAAAAAUAAAAUCUAAAAAGCUG